This is a messenger RNA of Coregonus clupeaformis (lake whitefish), 1530 nucleotides long. Its product is annotated as vegetative cell wall protein gp1-like. The record is from RefSeq and is a predicted model, not a curated record. The transcript is spliced from 3 exons. NCBI's taxonomy places the organism in Eukaryota, Metazoa, Chordata, Actinopteri, Salmoniformes, Salmonidae. Bases 1 to 1530 code for a protein of 509 amino acids.
AUGACAAUAAACGUCAACCUGCGUGUUCAGAGUGUCAGCCCCAGCCUCUACUCCACUCUAACCAGGCCCCAGCCUCUACUCCCCUCUACCCAGGCCCCAGUCUCUACUCCCCUCUACCCAGGCCCCAGCCUCUACCCAGGCCCCAGCCUCUACUCCCCUCUACCCAGGCCCCAGCCUCUACUCCCCUCUACCCAGGCCCCAGUCUCUACUCCCCUCUACCCAGGCCCCAGCCUCUACCCAGGCCCCAGCCUCUACUCCCCUCUACCCAGGCCCCAGCCUCUACUCCCCUCUACCCAGGCCCCAGCCUCUACUCCCCUCUACCCAGGCCCCAGCCUCUACUCCCCUCUACCCAGGCCCCAGACACCACACCCCUCUACCCAGGCCCCAGCCUCUACUCCCCUCUACCCAGGCCCCAGCCUCUACUCCCCUCUACCCAGGCCCCAGCCUCUACUCCCCUCUACCCAGGCCCCAGACACCACACCCCUCUACCCAGGCCCCAGACUCUACUCCCCUCUACCCAGGCCCCUGCCUCUACUCCCCUCUACCCAGGCCCCAGCCUCUACUCCCCUCUACCCAGGCCCCAGCCUCUACUCCCCUCUACCCAGGCCCCAGCCUCUACUCCCCUCUACCCAGGCCCCAGACACCACACCCCUCUACCUAGGCCCCAGACUCUACUCCCCUCUACUCAGGCCCCAGGCUCUACUCUCCUCUACUCAGGCCCCAGGCUCUACUCCCCUCUACCCAGGCCCCAGACACCACACCCCUCUACCCAGGCCCCAGACUCUACUCCCCUCUACCCAGGCCCCUGCCUCUACUCCCCUCUACCCAGGCCCCAGCCUCUACUCCCCUCUACCCAGGCCCCAGCCUCUACUCCCCUCUAUCCAGGCCCCAGCCUCUACUCCCCUCUACCCAGGCCCCAGACACCACACCCCUCUACCUAGGCCCCAGACUCUACUCCCCUCUACUCAGGCCCCAGGCUCUACUCUCCUCUACUCAGGCCCCAGACUCUACUCCCCUCUACCCAGCCCCAUCCCCAGCUUCAGCCCCAACCCCAGCUCCAUCCCAUCCCCAGCUACAGCCCCAACCCCAGCUCCAUCCCCAGCUUCAAACCCAGCUCCAUCCCAGUCCCAGCCCCCAAUCCAGCCCCAACCCCCACUCCAUCCCAUCCCCAGCUCCAGCCCCAACCCCAGCUCCAUCCCCAGCUCUAGCUUCAAACCCAGCUCCACCCCAGCCCCAACUCCAUCCCAUCCCCAGCUCCAGCCCCAACCCCAGCUCCAUCCCAUCCCCAGCUCCAGCCCCAGCUCUAGCUUCAAACCCAGCUCCAUCCCAGUCCCAUCCCCCAAUCCAGCUCCAUCCCCAGCUCCACCCUCCAGCUCCAACCCCAUCCCCAACCUCAACCCCAGCUCCAUUCCAAGCUCCAACCCCAGCCCCAGCCCCAGACUCAACUCCAUCCCAUCUCCAGCUCCAGCCCCAGCUCCAGCUCCAGCUCCAUCCCCUCCCAUCCCCAGCCCCAAACCUUCUCUAAUCUAA